AAAGACGCCAUCCUCGACACUCUAUACCGCGCCUGCCUCUCCUACGACAUCAACUCCGUCGACCUCCACGACUCCGCCUUCGUCAACAGUCCGGAAACCACUUUCGAAAUGUCCGGGUUAGCAACAUACAAAGGUCUCGACGAGAUUCGUAAACUCCACGCCAAUGUGGGUCCUUUGGAUACCACGCAUCUCGUGACGAAUCCUCGGAUUGUGGAAUUUUCUGACGCUCAGGGCACGGCGAGGUUGACGGCUAGUGCUUUGGCGCAGCAUUUUCGGACCGGCGAGGGGAAUUUGGGUGAUGCGAGGAAGUUUAUGACGGGGAGUUUGUAUGAUAUGGAUCUUGUUAGGGAAGGGGAGGGAGUUUGGAAGGUGAUGCAUUUCAGGAUGAAGGUUGUUUGGAUGGAGGGGGAUCAGAGUGUUGUU
Messenger RNA from Pseudocercospora fijiensis CIRAD86, 423 nucleotides. RefSeq lists its product as uncharacterized. Lineage: Eukaryota; Fungi; Ascomycota; Dothideomycetes; Mycosphaerellales; Mycosphaerellaceae. The annotation marks the transcript as partial. The record is from RefSeq and is a predicted model, not a curated record. The transcript has a single exon.